GUUUCAUAAAAAUAUUGAAAUUUUUUCGUAAUCUGACGAGCAAUCCAAGCUUUAAUCGAGUAUCAUAGACGUAUAAUUAAAGAAAAAGAAAAUGAUUUUAUUUUGCAGAGUCAUAACCGGAACUAGCAGUCCACAUUUCCGUGACUUUACCAGUGGACCGUGUCCCAGUCAAAACAAUGCAGCCGCGCUGGCCUGCUGCUGCAGCUGCACUUAGCUUUAAAUCUCCAGCAAAUUAUUAACGUCUGCGUGCAGUCAGCCCACCGCCUGGUGCUUCUCCUCGGCGGGGUUACGUCGAGUCACUCCUGCGGUGAUUUCUCCCCUCAGCUGUGCGCAUUUAGGCGUUUAUUCGUGGGUGUUUCUCAUCGAGUUCACGGCGACGGCUGGAAAUGGAAACUGCUAACAGGCGUCUGCUGCUAGGUAGCCUGAGAGUAGUGGAGGGGAGCGGCUAAAAACAGGGAUUUUUUUUUUUUUUCCCUUUCUUGUGGAAAAAAGGGAGUAUAAGCGAGUUAAACACGCUCCCGGUGGUUUUGCCUUUUAGCAUGGUGGGGUAGGAGGCUCCAGCGUUGAAACUAUCGGGCUCAUCCGACCUACCGACUCACAGCUCGCUCUCACCCCGGGGAGGCUCGUCAUGGCCCCGGGAUCGCUGGUGGCGGCCUGCCGCAGCCUGGCCCUCUCUACGUGGCUGCUCUCCUUCUGCUUCGUCCACCUGCUGUGCCUGGACUUCACCGUGGCCGAGCGGGAGGAGUGGUACACCGCCUUCGUCAACAUCACCUACGUGGACCCGGCCACCUCGGAGCUGCGCACCGAGAAGACUGAGUGCGGGCGAUAUGGCGAGCACUCUCCGAAGCGGGACGCCAAGGGGGUGUUGGUCCUGCCCGCAGCACCGCUCGACCGCCAGGCCUGCGACCCCAACACCCGCUUUGCGGUGCCCGCUCAGGCCGGGGCCUGGGUGGCGCUCAUAGCCCGGGGCAACUGCACUUACAAGGACAAGAUCCGCCACGCUGCAGCCCACAACGCCUCUGCGGUGGUCAUCUUUAAUGUGGGCUCCACCAACACUAACGACACCAUCACCAUGCCUCACUCAGGUGUGAGCGAGGUCGUCGCCAUCAUGAUCCCGGAGCCAAAAGGCCGUGAGAUCGUAUCGCUGUUGGAGCGAAAUGUGACUGUCACCAUGACGAUCACCAUCGGGACGAGGAACCUGCAGAAGUACGUGAGCAGGACGUCUGUGGUGUUCGUAUCGAUCUCCUUCAUCGUGCUGAUGAUCAUCUCCCUCGCCUGGCUCGUCUUCUACUACAUCCAGAGGUUCAGAUACGCCAACGCGCGAGACCGGAACCAGCGGCGUCUUGGUGACGCAGCGAAGAAGGCCAUCAGUAAGCUGCAGCUUCGCACCAUCAGGAAGGGCGACCAGGAGACCGAGCCCGACUUUGACAACUGUGCCGUCUGCAUCGAGGGCUACAAGGCCAACGACGUGGUCCGCAUCCUGCCCUGCAGACAUUUGUUUCAUAAGAGCUGCGUGGAUCCGUGGCUACUGGACCACCGCACAUGUCCCAUGUGCAAGAUGAACAUCCUGAAAGCUCUGGGCAUCGCUCUGAACGCAGACUGUCUGGACGACCUGCCUCUGGACUACGACCUGGACCUGGGCCGUGUAAGUGGGGUGGGCGGCGUUGGGGCUCUGGCACUAGAAGCGGUGGUGUCCGGGGCAUCCAGCGACGGCACGCUGAGCGAGGGCGGCUCCUCUGUGGUGCUGGACCCCGGCGUGCGGCGGGUGGGGCUCCCACAGGACUACCAGGACCCUGACACCCUGAGGGACAGCCCUGUGACCGCCACCACAGACACCCACACAGGUGAGCUCCAGCCAAUGGCGAGCAGCGCCUCAGUGGCAUCAUUUGUCAUCGCUGUGGAAACGGGUCUGUCAGAUGAGGAAUUGUCUUUGGAGCAACCUCAGUUGGUGGACAAGUCCUGAGAGCAGCACAGCAGAACCUAACCAGAACCAGCCCAAACCAGACUCUAAUCAGGUUCAGAUUAGCUAAAUAACAGACCUGACUGUUAUAUAAAAAAACAAAACAAAAUGAUGAAAGAGAAAAAAAAUGUAUCUGAACCAAACCUGACCGCAUUCGACUGAGCUAAACCUGAGCUAGGCCUAGGAUCUGGUUCUGGUUUUCUCUGUUUCCAAGUGGAUGCUAAACCCAGAUCCAACACCAGGGUUCUUCUGGGCUCGUCUACAUGGAUAUGUGAUACAAGAUUUCGCCAAACCAACUUGUCUGGACCAGAAAUAUUGGAACUAAGUUAAGUGGGUGUUUCCAGUGUGUCUCAGUCCUUUCCUUGGUUCUUGAUUUAACCAGGUUUUUUCUCCAGUGCAACUCAGUCUGCAGAUGUCUUGGUUAAAUGCAGCUCUGCCUCAGUUUCUAAAAACAGCCAGACUCGCAUCUUGAUAUCCUUACGAACCUUUCGUUGACCCUGACAAGCUUCCGCAGUAUAGAUCGAGUCCUUCAUUUCAAAUGCCACCAAACUUUUCAAGACUUUUUUUGGUCUCCUGACUUUGAGGACUUUCAAGCAGCAUUAGGUUGUAUUUCUGUAUGCAGUCCGUGAAUAUAGAUUAAGGUUUUGUUCGGUAACUUUUCUCUGGAUCUCCUGGAAUAUUCUGUUACCUGGUUUUCCCGAAUAGGGAAGCACAACAGCUAAACCAAUCAUGAUGGACUGCUCGCUUCCUCUCCAGGUCCGCAUUAUUAGAAAACUCUGUUAAAUCUGCUUAUUUUAAUUUGCCUGCAAAAAGGCCAGGCACUGUUUCGUGAUGUGUGUGUGAGUAUCUGCGGUGGAUGAUUUACAUUUUGCAAAGGUGGACAUUUAUUUUGAAAGGACACAAGCUACUCUGAGCAGUGGCUUUUUUUCAGUCUGUAGUUUAUGUAAAGAGGUAGCUUUGUCCUGAAAUAAUUACUACCACAGUUUGACUGCAGUAUUGAACGGCAAUUACACGCAGUAUUGUUUUAUUUUAAUUUCCCCCCCUUUUUCCCCGUCUGUGUUAUUCUAGGCUUCGUUAUCUUAACAAUACUCUGACAGUAUUUAGUUUGGAUGCUUUCUGUCCACAGUUGGGUUUCCAAACAGGGUUCCUAUGUUUGUCUGCAAGAGCGAUGACGUUUAAACCACAUUUUGGUUUGUAGAUUACGGUUCUCCACAGAAAAUUCUGGAUUGUUGUAGCGGUGGCAUUUCAGUACAAGAGGUUCAUAUGGAGGCAAUACAUCGUGCACCCUGGGUAAUCGGGUCAAUAGACAUCCUGUUAUGUUUCAAUCAGCUUUCAAAAUAUUUAAAACAGUCAGACCUUAGAAGGUGAAAACAAUUUCAGAAAAUGGGAUGAAAAUGUGACAUUUUUGAGAUUUCUUCUUCAAACCCAUAAUCACAAAAUACAAUUGCAAUAAAGGUAGCAGUCGAGUCCAUACUUCGGCCAGUGCCGGGUCAGAUAAUGUUUUUAUUGGCAUGCCAUUUGGGAAAAUUCUAUCACCACGGUGCACGAGAAGGGAAUAACAGAAGUUUAAAAACUCCAACGCUUGCAGUCGCUGUGCUGUAUUCCUUUAACAUCAGAAGUUCGAGUUGGGAUCGAAGUUUAGAGUUAACCACGUUCCAGCUGUAGUAGUUGGAAUGACGGGCUUAUUUUGUUCCCUAGCAAGGUAGAGUAAUUUGGCCAUAAACAGUGAAUUUGUAAUCUCCGACUUCUCUGAGGUGAACGUGAGAUUUUCAGCUUCAGGUGGAACACAGCACGGGGACGGUUUGUUGUGGUUUGUGACCUCUGACGAACUCGUUGGUCUAAAACGGUUGUUGGAGAUUCCUACUUUUUGGAUCAACUCCAGCUACAAGAAGUAUUUUGUUGCAAUUUUUGCAUUGAUUAGUGUGCAAUUAAUGUAGAACUGAUUUUAAUUAGGAAUGAGGUAUCAACGUCUGCCCAGCCUUUAAGGUACACAGUGGAAACUCUUCCCUUGUCAUUCUUCCGUCGCCUUAACCUUAACUAAGCAAACUUUGUGGCAGUCAUACAUCCAAAUGCCACGUAGGAACCCUGUCUAUAGCGUUGCCUUGUUUUGCUGUUUGACUGUCCAGCCGUCUAUCCGUCUGCCUGACCACACGUGUCUGUUACCAUGGCCUCAUGCUGCCUUUUUUUUCCUUCUUUUUUUUUUUUAAAGACACAUUUACCUUUAAACCCUGACAAUCAAGGAUUGGGUCCUUUACUUGCUAGUCAGGGAUCCUCUCUCUGAACCUUAGGAAACCUAAGAAGCGCUUUCAAAUCUGCAGUCAGCACACCACACAGUAGAGGUUAGAUACUAUUACUACUUCCACAGAUCAAGAAAUCAUCAGCACCUCCUGUGAAUUAAAGUACCUGGCAUAGAGAAAUCCUUUUAGAGCUUUAGAGACAGAUUUGUGGAAACGCGUUUCAUCAGGAUGUGUUCAUCAGCUCAAAGCCGAACAUGUAAAUAAAUAAAGUAUAUAACACAAGUCCACUUUGCCACAUGGCAUCACUGUCAGUUUGUCAAAUUGGUACGCAGACUGUGUAGGGCUGCGGUCGCAUUGUGGUGUCGGUGGCACCACGAGAUUCCCGAAAAUGAGAAAGAUUGUUGUCUAUUUUGAUACCAGAGGAGACGUUUAUUUUUGUAAAAAAGACUGAUUUCCUUCCCACCCUCCCGAGUCUACCUGUUGCCUGGAUGAUUCUCAAUGUGAUUGAGCAUUGACCAAUUAUUAUCGAUUAUUUGUAUAAUUGUACAUACAGUUUGCAAAGGACCUUGAUGCUAUGAGCCUAAACUGUUGUUAUAAGCUUCUCUGUAAAAGGUUUUGGGUCUGAUUUGUUUUGUUUUUUUUCUUUCCCCUCUCCUCUUUGCUGUAACCUGAUGAAAAGUGAGAGAAAUGAGACCAAAGGGCAGACUGGAAAACCAGCGCUAUACUGGUCCACCAGGCAAACUGGAUCGUAUGAGAACUUCCAAUGCUUAAAUAAGAAGACAUAAAAAAUUUAAAUGUUGUGCAAGGAAAAAAUAAAAUAAAAUCUUGUCCUGACAAGAGUAAAAGACUAAAUUUAAGUCUUGUGUUUAUUGUUUACUUGUCUUUUAAAACUAAUUAAAAGGAAAUGCAAUUUGAUGAACAGACUGAUAUUUGGAAAUUCGAGCUGGUACAAAUUUGUCUUCAGUCCUCCCAGUGGCUUCUUUUUCUCUCAGAUUCUCAAUGAAGCAGAAUUUAUGUUGUGAAAUUCUCCGACUUUAGUUCCAAGACUUCACCUUUCCUGUCUUCAUGGUUCAGCUUCAAACCUGAGAAAUUAGUCCACACUAAGAUCCACCAGUCACCAAGUAUCCUGUAAACACUAGCUGACUGAAUCUAGAAUGGUGGAGGGCUGAUAACACAUGAAGAUGACUGAUUUGUAUGCCUUGUCCUGGCCUAUUUUCAGUGAGUGAUGUUUUAAUUAAAGUUGCUUUGUGUUAUAAGCUUUAA
Molecule: messenger RNA, 5460 nt
Organism: Oreochromis aureus
Lineage: Eukaryota; Metazoa; Chordata; Actinopteri; Cichliformes; Cichlidae
Product: RING finger protein 150-like
Exons: 6
Coding region: 629-1963 (444 amino acids)
Source: RefSeq, a predicted model, not a curated record